This is a messenger RNA of Aspergillus wentii DTO 134E9, 5037 nucleotides long. RefSeq names its product DNA-directed RNA polymerase I core subunit RPA190. NCBI's taxonomy places the organism in Eukaryota, Fungi, Ascomycota, Eurotiomycetes, Eurotiales, Aspergillaceae. Gene Ontology annotation, cellular component: RNA polymerase I complex. The transcript has 4 exons. Gene Ontology annotation, biological process: DNA-templated transcription. Bases 1 to 5037 code for a protein of 1678 amino acids. The record is from RefSeq and is a predicted model, not a curated record. Gene Ontology annotation, molecular function: DNA binding; DNA-directed RNA polymerase activity.
AUGGCGACUUUCGCACGGCCUGUGGCAUCCUCCAUUGGAGGGGUCGACUUUGGAGUCUAUUCGAAUGAAGAUAUCAAAACUAUUUCUGUAAAGCGAAUUCACAAUACUCCGACUUUGGAUUCUUUCAACAACCCUGUUCCUGGUGGUCUAUACGACCCAGCUUUGGGCGCAUGGGGUGAUCAUGUCUGCACGACUUGCCGCCAAAACUCCUGGUCUUGUACUGGCCAUCCUGGACACGUUGAGCUACCCGUUCAUGUUUAUAAUGUAACGUUUUUCGACCAGCUUUAUCGGCUACUUCGAGCGCAAUGCGUCUAUUGCCAUCGCCUUCAAAUGUCCCGGGUCAAUGUGAAUGCAUAUGUAUGCAAAUUGCGACUUUUGCAGUACGGAUUGGUCGACGAGACUGCAGUCAUAGACUCGAUGGGAACCGGGAAGACAGACAAAAAGAAGCCAGCGAAGGAUGGAGAAGGCUCCAGCAGUGAGGACGAGGACGAGGACGAUUUGAUCGCCAAGAGAAACUCCUAUGUCAAGAAGAGCAUUCGCGAAGCGCAAGCUUCGGGGAAGCUGCAAGGCCUGAUGGCUGGCGCAAAGAAUCCGAUUGCCGCGGAGCAGAGACGAGCCGUUGUCAAGGAGUUCUUCAAGGACAUCGUGAGCAUUAAAAAGUGUACCAACUGCAGCGGUAUUUCGCCAGCUUACCGGAGGGAUAAAUACUCGAAGAUUUUCAAGAAGGCUUUGCCCGAGAAGUCCAGACUUGCUAUGGUACAGGCUGGAUUCCAGGCACCAAAUUCCUUGGUCCUCCUCCAGCAGGAAAAGAAACUUAACUCUAAAGAGAAGAACGGCGCCUCGGAUACAGUCAGUGUGGCUUCGGAGCCCCACGGAGCAGAGGAAGAAGUUGCUCGCGGAAAUGCCGUUAUAACGCAGAUGGAGGACAAGAAUCAAGCGGCCUCUGAAUCCCAGCAGUAUAUGCCUUCACCUGAAGUUCAUGCCGCGAUGGCGCUACUCUUUGAAAAGGACGGAGAGAUCCUCAACCUUGUGUACAACUCUCGACCUUUGCCAAAGAAGGAGUCCCGAGUCAGUGCGGACAUGUUCUUCAUUAAGAAUAUCCUGGUUCCCCCGAACAAAUACCGCCCUGCUGCUGCGCAAGGCCCAGGCGAAAUCCUCGAAGCUCAGCAGAACACACCCUUUACCCAGAUUUUGAAGAACUGCGACAUUAUCAAUCAAAUUAGCAAGGAAAGACAAAAUGCGGGUGCUGACUCUGCCACUCGGAUGCGGGACUACCGUGACCUUCUUCAGGCAAUCGUUCAACUCCAAGAUACAGUCAAUAGCCUUAUUGAUAAGGACCGAAGCUCCCUGGCUGGACCGGCGGGAGCUGGAGCUGCGAAUGGCAUCAAGCAGAUCCUUGAAAAGAAGGAGGGUUUGUUCAGAAAGAACAUGAUGGGUAAGCGAGUUAACUUCGCUGCUCGUAGUGUCAUUUCGCCAGAUCCCAACAUCGAGACCAACGAAAUCGGUGUUCCGCUGGUAUUUGCCAAAAAGCUGACCUACCCGGAACCUGUCACCAACCAUAACUUUUGGGAAAUGAAGCAAGCAGUAAUCAAUGGCCCAGACAAGUACCCUGGUGCUGCUGCUAUUGAGAAUGAAGUUGGUCAAGUCACAAAUCUCAAGUUCAAAAGCCUGGACGAGCGAACAGCACUUGCAAACCAGCUACUUGCCCCGUCUAACUGGCGAAUGAAGGGAUCUCGCAACAAGAAGGUCUACCGCCAUCUCACGACUGGUGAUGUCGUUUUAAUGAACCGUCAGCCUACGCUGCAUAAACCGUCCAUCAUGGGUCACAAAGCUCGGGUUUUGUCAAAUGAAAGAACCAUUCGCAUGCACUACGCCAACUGUAACACUUACAAUGCUGAUUUUGAUGGUGAUGAAAUGAACAUGCAUUUCCCCCAAAAUGAGCUUGCUCGUUCGGAGGCUAUGAUGCUUGCUGAUGCUGACCACCAAUACCUUGUUGCGACGUCCGGCAAGCCUUUGAGAGGUUUGAUUCAGGACCACAUCUCGAUGGGAACAUGGUUCACCUGCCGGGAUAGCUUCUUUGACAAGGAAGAUUACCACCAACUUCUCUACUGCUGUUUGCGACCAGAGAACUCCCACACCAUUACGGAACGGAUCCAGCUUGUGGACCCGGCAAUCAUUCGACCGAAACGUCUUUGGACCGGAAAGCAGGUGAUUACGACGAUCCUCAAGAACAUCAUGCCCCCGGGCCGCGCUGGUCUUAACCUGAAGAGCAAGUCCUCAACACCCGGAGAACGAUGGGGCGAAGGCAGUGAAGAAGGAAACGUUAUCUUCAAAGAUGGAGAGAUGCUUUGCGGUAUUCUUGACAAGAAGCAAGUUGGUCCAACUGCUGGUGGUCUUAUUGACUCCAUUCACGAAGUCUAUGGACAUACCAUUGCAGGAAGACUCAUUAGUAUUCUUGGACGACUCUUGACCAGAUUCUUGAACAUGCGUGCGUUUACUUGCGGUAUCGAUGAUCUUCGAUUGACCAAAGAAGGCGAUCGUGUCCGCAAGGAGAUCUUAAGCAAGGCUGCCGGAAUUGGUCGUGACGUUGCGCUGAAGUAUGUUACUUUGGACCAAAUCAAGGUUCCCGAUGAGGAUGCCGAGCUGCGCCGACGUAUGGAAGAAGUCCUUCGAGUUGACGAGAAGCAGAGUGGCUUGGAUAGUGUUGCAAACGCCCAAGGUGGCUCUCUUUCUUCCGAGAUCACUCGGGCCUGUCUCCCCAAGGGUCUUGUCAAGCAGUUCCCGCGAAACCAGAUGCAGUCGAUGACAAUAUCCGGAGCCAAGGGUUCUGCUGUCAACGCAAACCUGAUUUCCUGUAACCUGGGCCAGCAGGUUUUGGAAGGUCGACGUGUCCCCGUCAUGAUCAGUGGUAAAACUUUGCCAUCCUUCAGAGCCUUUGAAACUCAUCCCAUGGCUGGUGGUUACGUGUGUGGUCGCUUCUUGACUGGUAUCAAACCCCAAGAGUACUACUUCCACGCCAUGGCCGGUCGUGAAGGUCUUAUUGAUACGGCUGUCAAAACUUCUCGAUCUGGUUAUCUGCAACGUUGUUUGAUCAAGGGUAUGGAAGGCUUGAGGGCGGAGUAUGAUACUUCAGUCCGUGAGGCCUCCGACGGUUCCAUUGUUCAGUUCCUUUACGGAGAGGAUGGUCUCGAUAUCACAAAACAGGUGCAUCUUAAGGAUUUCGAUUUCCUUGCUUCAAACCAUAAAUCAAUCAUGUCUCAAGUCAACCUGACCAAUGACUACCAAACUUUGGCCAAGGACGAGGUCACAAACUGGCAUAAGGAUGCAAUGAAGAAGGUGCGCAAGACAGGAAAAUCAGAUGCUAUGGACCCCGUGCUGUCGCGCUACCACCCUGGAGGAAACCUGGGCAGUACAUCUGAGAAAUUCUCUGCCGCACUCAAGAAGUACGAGGAUAGCAACGAUGACAAGCUUCUGAAAGACAAGAAGAAGAACAUCGAGGGUGUCAUCACUAAGAAGGCCUUUGAUACUUUGAUGAACAUGAAGUAUUUGAAAUCGGUUGUGGACCCUGGUGAGGCGGUUGGAAUUGUUGCCAGCCAAUCUAUUGGAGAGCCCUCGACCCAGAUGACUUUGAACACCUUCCACUUGGCUGGACACUCGGCAAAGAACGUGACACUGGGUAUUCCCCGAUUGCGUGAAAUUGUUAUGACUGCCAGUGCUCACAUCAUGACCCCCACAAUGACGUUGAUUCUGAACGAAGAGAUGAGCAAGGAUGAUUCUCAGAAAUUCGCAAAGGCCAUCAGCAAGCUUAGCAUUGCGGAGAUUAUCGACAAGGUCCAAGUCCGGGAAAGGACUACAUCAGGCAACGUGAAGGCCAAGGUCUAUGACAUUGAUCUCACGUUCUUCGCAGCCGAAGAAUACAUGAAGGAGUAUGCCAUCCAAAUCAAGGAUGUGCAGAACACUUUGCAAAACAAGUUUAUCCCCAAAAUUGUGAAGCUCACUAGAGCCGAACUCAAGAAACGGGAUGAUGAAAAGUCUUUAAAGAACUUCUCGGCCGCUCAACCUGAGAUUGGUGUCUCUGUUGGUACCAUCGAGGAGGCUCCUCGCGGCCCUGACCGUGAAGGUGAACCUGCUGAUGAUGACAACGAAGAUGACGAGGACGACGCCAAGCGAGCCAGAGGUGCUCAGAACCGCUCGAACCAGGUUUCUUAUGAAGGCCCCGAGGAUGAUGAAGUUGACAUGGUUCGACAACAAGACGCCUCCGAGGAUGACGAUGACGACGACGAGAACGACAAGCCUCAACAAACACGCGAUGUGGAGAUGAAUGAUGCUUCUGAUGAUCAGGACUCAGAUGGGGAAACCAAGGACACCAAGCUGCGAGAGGAAGAUAUCAAGGGCAGAUUUGCUGAAGUAACACAGUUCAAGUUCAACCCCAACAAGGGUUCUUCUUGUACUAUCCAGCUCCAGUAUGACAUCUCGACCCCUAAGCUUCUUCUGCUCCCUCUGGUCGAGAAUGCGGCCCGCAACGCCGUUAUCCAGUCCAUCCCUGGUCUCGGUGACUGUACAUAUGUGGAGGCAGACAAGGGCAAGAACCAGCCUGCCCAGGUCAUCACAGACGGUGUCAACCUGCUAGCCAUGCGUGACUACCAGGACAUCAUCCAGCCCCACAGUCUCUACACGAACUCCAUCCACCACAUGCUGAACCUCUACGGUGUCGAAGCCGCCCGUGCAUCCAUCAUCCGGGAAAUGCACGAGGUCUUCGAGGGUCACAGUAUCUCGGUUGACAACCGUCACCUGAACCUGAUCGGUGAUGUGAUGACACAGUCUGGCAGCUUCCGUGCCUUCAACCGUAACGGCCUCGUCAAGGAUAGCUCGUCGCCUUUGGCCAAGAUGAGUUUCGAGACGACAGUCGGUUUCCUCAAGGACACCGUGCUUGAGAGGGACUUUGACAACCUUAAGAGCCCCAGUAGCAGAAUCGUUGUCGGUCGCUCUGGAACCGUGGGAACUGGUGCAUUUGAUGUUCUCGCUCCUGUAGCAUAG